Dibothriocephalus latus is the source of this 321-nucleotide messenger RNA. NCBI's taxonomy places the organism in Eukaryota, Metazoa, Platyhelminthes, Cestoda, Diphyllobothriidea, Diphyllobothriidae. The record is from the annotation of a GenBank genome assembly.
CCCUUCACGAAGGGCAACGGACUCAGCUUCGAAGUUAGAGCUCGCCUCAGGUACGUAAACACCGUGACCUUCGCCGUGAAGCCAGCACAACCCUUCAUCCCUGUCUUUGUCAGUAAAGCCGCUCUACCCAUUAACCAGGACAUAAAUUGCUCUCAGAUUGAGAAAGCCCACAGCGAUGACAGGCUGGAACGUGCGGAAUACGAACACGAGCGAAAACGAACUAAGGAGAACUUCGGACAAGCAGUAAAGGACAACCGUCAUCAUAUCUCCUGGCUACACCAGUCAGAUGGUCGUAUCGAGGUCGUGGAAAGCAUUUCUUAA